Molecule: messenger RNA, 6419 nt
Organism: Lytechinus pictus (painted urchin)
Lineage: Eukaryota; Metazoa; Echinodermata; Echinoidea; Temnopleuroida; Toxopneustidae
Product: mothers against decapentaplegic homolog 5-like
Exons: 4
Coding region: 1068-2147 (359 amino acids)
Biological process (GO): anatomical structure morphogenesis; regulation of transcription by RNA polymerase II; BMP signaling pathway
Cellular component (GO): heteromeric SMAD protein complex
Molecular function (GO): DNA-binding transcription factor activity, RNA polymerase II-specific; I-SMAD binding; RNA polymerase II cis-regulatory region sequence-specific DNA binding
Source: RefSeq, a predicted model, not a curated record
GGAGAACAUCACCAGUGAAGUUCGCCGGUGAAAAGCAAACCGGAGAACUUCUCUUCUUUAAUGACGUCAGAGGUCUUUUUUUUUCUCCCCCGAAGUCCCCUUUACCGAGAUUCCACGCGCGAUAAGUUGCAAGCUCAGCUGAAUAUGGCCAAGUAGAUACCCUCGAAAAUAUAUUUUUUACUAACAAUAUUAAUCAAAAAGCACUUUUUACAUGUAUAAAAUGCGCUAAAAUAUUUUUAAAAAGGUGAUAUUGUUUUUUUUUUCUCGUAAUACUUCCAAAAUAUGUUGUAAUUAAUUUUUUGAUACCUUUUUGUAAUAGGUAAGAAGUAAUGUUUACAAUUUUCUUUUGUUUUGUUCUGCAAUCGCCCGUUGACUUUCGCCGGGGAAGAAAUGUCAGUGCGAAAGGGUACAUUUCUUUCUUCGCCGGGGAAGUGAGGAAUGCGAGGCGGAGAAGUUCGCCGGUGAAAAAUGAAGAGAGCAGUAUGAGUGACACUCUUGUUAUGGUUCACACCUGGAUAUGAAUCAUUAUACAAGAUGUAUCUAAAGCCUGUAACUGUUCACUUUUGGCAUAACAAAAAUGGGGGAGCUACUUUUCACAAUCUUCCCUGAUAUCUGUAACAUUGGAUGCUUUAACUUUGUAGUGAAUGGGGAUAUUCCAGGGCUCUUUUGAUCAUUUGGAGGCAAAAUUACCUUGAGCCCCCGUGUAUAUUUUCAGUUUCACUUUCACAAUCAUGCAGGGUUGGGAUGCUGCUUUAGAAAUGUCCAUAAUGAAAUCAUAUUAUGUGAAAAAUUGUCUCAUCUUCUGUCUUUAGUCCAGUAACAUGGAACACGAUGUACAUGUAUUGGAAGCCUAUUGGUACAGUUUUGUCAUUUAGAUUGUACAUGUAGUUGUUUUUGUUUGUAAUUUCAUGGCUAAAGAUUUCCUUCUUUAUUCCAAGCAAAUGUCCGUUUGAGUUGCUUCUUGUUUUGAAAGUAAGAGUUUCGUACUGUACAAUUGUGUGAAUGGUGUCAUUUAAUUCCUGUUUUGUCUUCUUCAUCAGGAUAUUGUGUUUUGUGUAUGAAAGUAUAUGCAUUCUUUACCAUAUUUUGUUUUGUUUGUUAUUUUUUCAGUUCUUCCUCCAGUGCUUGUACCACGUCACAGUGAGUCUAUACCUUCACACAGUCUGCUGCCAUACCGAGAUCACUCAAAUAAUCCAGCAUACCCAGGUCACCCAAGUAAUCCAGCUCACUCAAGUAAUCCAGCAUACCCACACAAUGCUACGUAUCCUCAGAGCUUUCAGCAGCAGAACUCUCCUCCACCAUCAACUCACCCUGGAUCACCCCAUGGGGCUCCACAGCCUUCCCCUGCCAGCUCCAACCCUAAUAGCCCUUAUGGGUUACACGUACCUGCUGACACACCCCCUCCUGCAUACAGGCCACCUGAUGAAGGAGGACCAAACCAGAAUGACAACAGCUCAACUCCUAUGGAUACCAAUCCACCAUCAUGUGUGCAACCAAAUCAAAUCAUUGCUGUAGAACGUGGUGAUGUAGCCUCAAUCACAUACCAAGACCCCCCAUCUUGGUGUUCUAUCGCUUACUAUGAGCUCAACAACAGAGUGGGGGAGCCCUUCCAUGCUACUACAACCAGCGUCAUCGUGGACGGUUUCACCGAUCCAUCUAAUAACCAUGAUCGUUUCUGUCUGGGUCUUCUCUCCAAUGUCAACCGCAAUUCCACUAUUGAGAAUACAAGAAGACACAUUGGAAAAGGUGUCCAUCUGUACUAUGUUGGAGGCGAGGUCUAUGCUGAAUGUCUGAGUGAUAGCAGUAUCUUUGUCCAAAGCCGCAACUGUAACCAUCGGCACGGCUUCCACCCGACCACAGUUUGCAAGAUCCCUCCAGGAUGCUCUCUGAAGAUAUUCAACAACCAGGAGUUUGCUGCCCUCCUCUCCCAGUACGUCAACCAUGGCUUCGAGAUGGUCUACGAGCUCACCAAGAUGUGUACCAUCCGUAUGAGCUUCGUCAAGGGAUGGGGCGCCGAGUACCAUCGUCAGGAUGUCACCUCAACCCCAUGCUGGAUAGAGAUUCACCUCAAUGGUCCGUUACAAUGGUUGGACAAAGUCCUGACGCAGAUGGGCUCCCCAGUCAAUGCUAUCUCCUCUGUAUCAUGAUUGCAUCUACUUCAUAUAAUAUUAGCUCUGAAAUUUUUAUUAAGAAAAUGGUCAAUUCUAUUUCUUUUUCAAUGAUUUCAGCACUCAAUAUACAUGUAAUUACAGAUAAAUAGGUUUUUUAUAUGUUUCAUUUGGAUCAUAAGAAAUCAUUGUGAUUCAUGGAUAGUCAUUCAAACCCAGAUAUCAGAUACACAUAACAUGUAUUCUUUGCUCAAAUGAAGCACAUUCAUGAAAAUCUUCCACAUGUUUUUUGACAAUAGUGGUUAUCUUACAUUGUUUUUGCACUCAGAUUUGUUGUUUUAUAUGAGGAGUAAAAUAGUUUUCUAGUGAUACCAAGAUGAACUGUCAGAGACAAAAGGACAUUAUGAGUUCAUGAAAGUGAAAAUGAGACAGCUGAUGGUUAACAUGAGCAUUCUCCUUGGAAGUACCAGUGGUUGGUGUAAUGGAAACUUUAUCAGAGUUUAUAUUUGUUUUAUCAAUACAUUACUUUUCCUAAGUUCUGUGCCUUUUGGCUAAGGAUUCCAGUGCAUUCAACAUCCUUUGUUACUAAACACAGGACGUGUUUCUUUUGAAAUUGUUAAUACAGCCAUACAUGUAUCAACACAGGGGACUUCUUGAAUAGUGUAUCAUACACUGUUGGGCAAAGAAUAUUGUAUUUCUUGUAUAUAUAUAUAUACCUAAUCAAAGUCAAAUGCAAAUCUGUAUGAUAUCUAAGCUAUUGAUUUACACAUUAUCAUUUCAUUUUAUGUAUUCAGGACUGUGUCGACUGCUUUUAAUUAUAAAUACUUUUUCUUACUCUUUUUAUUUUUUGUUCAUCAGUGUAGAGAUGAUAUUCAUGAUAUUGAAAAUCUCAUUGUAUAUAUGUAAAUUGUAAUUGUUUCUCUGGGCUUUAUACCAAAUAUCUCAUCAACUUUUGUUCUCUCUACAUUACUGCACAAGUCAGAAUGAAAUUAAGCAAUAGGUGACAUAGUUUUGAUUUGAAUUUAGCUCAUUAUGCAUUUAUCAAAAGUAAGCUUAAUUUUCAAUGAAUAGAAUGCUCUGCUUUUCUAUGUUUACAAUAAGUAGGCUGCUUUAUGUUGGUAGUAUUAUAUAGUUUUUUAAUUCAGAUCAAAUUUGAACCAUAUAUUGCAUACUACUUUUGUUACUCUAAUAUGCCAAUUCUUUGUUAGAAAACAUAAUUUCCAUCUACAAUUUGCCUGUGUCUCUACAUGUAUGUGUUAUAAUAAUGUGAAGUCUUAAGUGUUGCUACAGAUAAAUGGGUGUUAAUUUGUUAUGAAUCAAUUUAAAGUUGGUUUUUGUCUCACCUGCAUAGCAGAGUGAGACUAUAGGCGCCGCUUUUCCGACGGCGGCGGCGGCGUCAACACCAAAUCUUAACCGAAGGUCAUAAGGUUGAUCAAGUAUUACUGAACAUCCUGCCUGAGUUUCAAGUCACAUGACCAAGGUCAAAGGUCAUUUAGGGUCAAUGAACUUUGGCCAAGUUGGGGGUAUUUGUUGAAUUACUAUCAUAACUUUGAAAGUUUAUGGAUCUGAUUCAUUAAACUUGGACAUAAGAGUAUUCAAGUAUCAUUGGACAUCCUGUGCAAGUUUCAGGUCACAUGAUCAAGGUCAAAGGUAAUUUAAGGUCAAUGAGCUUUGGCCAAGUUGGGGGUAUUUGUUGAAUUACCAUCAUAACUUUGAAAGUUUAUUAGUCUAGUUCGUAAAACUUGGACAUAAGAGUAUUCAAGUAUCUCUGAAAAUCCUGUGUGAAUUUCAGGUCACAUGACCAAGGUCAAAGGUCAAUGAACUUUGGCCAUGUUGGGGGUAUCUGUUGAAUUACCAUCAUAACUUUGAAAUUUUAUGGAUCUGAUUCAUGAAACUUGGACAUAAGACUAAUUAAGUAUGACUGAUCAUCCUGUGCAAGUUUCAGGUCACAUGACCAAGGUCAAAGGUCAAUGGACUUUGGCCAUGUUGGGGGUAAUUAUUAGAUUGCUGUCAUAACUUUCAAAGUUUUUACAUAUAGUAUAAAAUGUGGAUAUAGGGGUAAUCAAGUAUCACUGAUAAGUCUUAGGUCUCAUGAUCAAGGUCACAUGUCAUUUAUUGUUAAUGAAUGUAGUAUUGUAUCAUAUGAAUGGUGUUUUUGUGAAUAAUUAUUUUAUAGUAGUUUUCAAAGUCAGCACUGCUGCUAUAUUGAAUCGCGUGAUGCAGGUGAGACUGCCAGAGGCGCUCCACUUAUUAAGUAUUUGCAAUUUCAUCUUUAAUUGGACAGGCUAACAUGCCACUUGGGUUUUUACCGAAUGAAAGUUAUCAAUGAAUCAAUUGCAUUCUGUGUUUAUAGCGAUGUGACUUUUCAGACAAUGCCAGCAUUUCUACUAUUUCGAUAUACUUUCAGCAAUGAAAAUAUGUCUUUGUGUGUGUUUGUACAAAAUGGCCCAUUCUAGAUGAUUUUCUACCUUUUAUUCAAUUCCAAGUGAUAGUUUUGUACAAAUUACAUAACAUGAUAUGGCAUUCUCCAGGUCAUCUCUAAUUUGUACUGUCCUCCAAAAACUUAUGGUUGCAUUCACAAUUUGACACUUAAGUGUUGCAGAAACUCUGCAAAAACAAAUAACUUGGUUUUGUUUUUGUAUGUUUUAAGGCUGUUUACCUAUCAUUGAAUGCCAAGUGGUGUCAACAAAGUGGUAAAAACUCAGUAAUUUCUUUGUUAAAACAUACAGAAAUGCAAAACUUACUGUUACUUUCUGUAAUCUGUGGCACACUUUAGUGGUUUACUAUGUUCAUAUAUGAGCUUGGCUGUAUCUUGUGAUUUGAUGUUGGUGUGUAAAUGUUACUCCCCCAAUUUAAACUUCUCCAGUGUGAUGUGCUGUUUACAUUAUCGUAGAUCAAUCAAUGUCAUUGUUUGUUAAACAUGUUUGUAAAUUAAUUCAUUCAUUGAAUAACUUUAAGAUGAGAUAAUUUUUUAAUCUGUAUCACUUUUUUAUUUUAAGUUGUUGGUUUACUUAUUGUAUUUGAAACGUAAUUAUUAUUUUUAUUUGCUGCAAAGGUUGAAAUGAAUUAUAAUGUCUUAUAUUUCAAACUUCAGGUUUGUCAUUUAGAUUGGUAUAAUAAAUUGUCCAUUUAAAUUUUUAGAAUAUAAGAUGACAAAUUAUAUGAAUCUUGAACUAAUAGCAGCCCUUGCUGUGACAAUGCUGUCUCAACUCAAUAUUUGUUGAAUACCUUUGCAGUAGUAAAUUGCCAAAACUUUUCUAAAUUCAGUUAUUUUGGCAUUUUCAUUUGACAUUAUUGCAUAAUAUAGCAUAAAAAGAUGUGCAAUCAUCUCAAUAUAGUACCAAAAAAAAUGCCCCAAGUAUUUUGAUCUUCAAGAAAAUAAAUAGAACAAGUAUUGUAAUGGAGUUUUGUUCAUUCUCUUGUAUUGCUGUUAGGUGUUUUAACAUACAUAUGAUCAUAAGAGGUAUUGUGGAUUAGCAAUCCUCAUCACCUAGCAGUUAUUGUAAAAUGUAUACUAAAAAACUCUUGUUAUGUUGGCCUUUUUUUAUUACACUAAAAUGAUAAUUAAAAACAAAAUGCAUCAUUAAAAAAUGUAUAAUUUGUUAUCAUAAAUUUUGGUCAUGAUUGAUAAAUCUCUUAAUGAGCUUAAAUAAUUCAGGUUUAAAAAUAAGUUUAUGUUUAUAAAUUGCACUAAAUAAUGCACAUGUUAGUUAAAUAUACUCUUUAUCAGUUAAUAUAUUCAAGUGGUUAAAUUCUUGACAAUCACCGUUUCACAUUCCUUAUUGUAGAAAACUUCAUUAUUUUCAUUUGUAAUUGUAAAAAUGACUGACGAGUCAUUUUUAAUCAUGUAUACCUUUGAAAAAAAAAUAGUUAUUCACAAUAAUUCUUUUUUUCAUUGUACCCAAUGAUGAAUCAUUAAACAUGUAAGAAAGGAUAAAUGUGAUACUUGUCAUUUGCUGAAGUAAGGCAAUUAUUGAACUUCUGUUUAAAAAAACACUAGGUAUUGGUGAAUAAAUCAACUUGCCGCUUUUGUAUCUGUAUAUUAGAUUCUAAUACCGUUGGUUAGUUUUUAAUGAAAAUAUUUGUAGACUAUUGUGUGAGAAAAUUGUGACAUUUUUUUAAUGAGUCUUACUUAAUAUCUAAAAAAAUAUUAGUCUCAUUACAAAGAGUCAGUUGUAAAUCCCUUUCUCUCUCUCUCUGUCUUUCUCUUUCUGUCUCUCUUUCUCUAUCUUUUUUUAUUUGUGUAGAUAUGUAGUAGUCUGUGAGAUUUUUGUCCAGCAGUCUUAAAAUAAAAUGAGGCUUUAGAUCACA